This is a messenger RNA of Notolabrus celidotus (New Zealand spotty), 2749 nucleotides long. Its product is annotated as inositol-3-phosphate synthase 1-A-like. Gene Ontology annotation, molecular function: inositol-3-phosphate synthase activity. The transcript has 11 exons. The record is from RefSeq and is a predicted model, not a curated record. Lineage: Eukaryota; Metazoa; Chordata; Actinopteri; Labriformes; Labridae. Gene Ontology annotation, cellular component: cytoplasm. Bases 357 to 2015 code for a protein of 552 amino acids. Gene Ontology annotation, biological process: inositol biosynthetic process; phospholipid biosynthetic process.
UGGACCUGGAGGCAAGCUGCAGAUGUCCAGCCCCCUGACAGCCUGACAGGACGCGCGACCCUCAGCCAUUCGCUGCCGUCACCACGCGGCUGUCAAGCACUUACAUCCUUCUGGGUUACGUAAGAGGGACGGAGAGCUCUGAUUGGCACGUGCGCUGAGUACGUCGAACGUAGGAGGAUAAUCAAUUGCGUACACUAGCUAAGGAGCAAGUGAUUGGCACUACUACCCGGCACUUUAAGACAAAAGGGACUCGAAACUUCCAUUCACGUAGGCUAAGAGCUGCCCUCUAAACACACCGGGACAUCCUUUAAACGAAGCUACGUCUUUACUACUGAAGCGGAAAAGAAUCUUCAGCCAUGUCUGCGAACAUUCAUAUCAACAGCCCCAAUGUAAAGUACACAGACACACACAUUGUGUCACAGUACUCCUACCACACCACAUCAGUGCUCACAGAUGGAAACAAAAUCACUGUGACACCACGAACCACUGAGAUGACAUUUCGCACAGAGAGGCGUGUGCCCCGGCUGGGUGUGAUGCUGGUAGGCUGGGGAGGCAACAAUGGGACCACAGUCACAGCAGCUGUACUGGCCAACAAGCUGGGCCUCACCUGGAGAACCAAGACUGGGAUAAAAAAAGCAAACUACUUCGGCUCCUUCCUGCAGGCGUCCACUGUGUGCCUUGGAUCAGGGCUUGAAGGUGAUAUCAACGUGCCCUUCCGUGACCUCCUACCCAUGGUGCAUCCUGAUGAUAUUAUCUUUGACGGUUGGGAUAUUUCCUCUCUGGAUCUUGGCAGUGCAAUGGAAAGGGCUCAGGUGCUGGACUGGUCUCUACAAGAGCAACUACAUCCACACCUGAGCCAAAUGAAACCCAGACCAUCUAUCUAUAUCCCAGAAUUCAUUGCUGCAAACCAGGAGAGUCGUGCAGACAAUAUCCUCACUGGGACCAUGGCUGAACAGGUGGAGCAGAUUAGAGCUGACAUAAGGGACUUCCAUCAGUCGAGUGGUGUUGACAAAGUCAUCGUUCUCUGGACGGCCAACACCGAGCGCUUCUGUGAUAUCGUACCGGGGGUUAAUGACAGUGCAAAGAACCUGCUAGCUGCAAUCCAGGCUGGAGCAGAGGUCUCUCCCUCCACGUUGUUUGCAGUGGCGAGUAUACUGGAGGGUUGUGCCUACAUCAACGGCUCCCCACAGAACACUUUCGUACCGGGGGCUGUGGAGCUGGCGGUGCAGAGAGGAGUGUUCAUUGGGGGAGAUGACUUCAAAUCCGGUCAGACUAAGAUCAAGUCUGUGUUGGUUGACUUUCUGGUCAGCUCAGGUAUCAAGCCGACCGCCAUUGUCAGCUACAAUCACCUCGGCAACAAUGAUGGGAAGAACUUGUCAGCUCCGCAGCAGUUCCGCUCCAAAGAGAUCUCCAAGAGCAACGUGGUGGACGACAUGGUGCAGUCUAACCCCAUACUGUACUCCCCUGGAGAAAAACCUGACCACUGUGUGGUGAUCAAGUACGUCCCCUAUGUGGGAGACAGCAAGCGUGCCAUGGAUGAGUACACCUCUGAGAUAAUGAUGGGAGGGACUAACACCAUCGCACUCCACAACACCUGUGAGGACUCUCUACUCGCCAGCCCGAUCAUCCUUGACCUGGUGAUCCUGACAGAGCUUUGUCAGCGUGUGACCGUCCGUCCUCAGGGAGAGGAGGACUUCCAAUCCUUCCAUAGUGUCUUAGCUCUGCUCUCCUUCCUCUGCAAAGCCCCCCUGGUACCAUCAGGGACCCCAGUGGUUAACGCCUUCUUUCGCCAGAGAGCCUGCAUAGAAAACAUCCUGAGAGCAUGCCUCAGUCUUCCUCCUCAGAACCACAUGCUGCUGGAGCACAAGCUGCAGAGAGACUUCCUGCCUCCACAUGUCAGCCACAUCAAUGGCAACAUGGCUGCCUUGAAAAAGGUUACUCUUUCCAACGGGAAUCAUAUCACUCUAACAAACGGCAUCUGCGCUCAUGUGGAAGAUGCAGCACAUGCGAUAUGACCGCAAAUACAACACUACAGCCCAAGAUACUACUGAAAUCAGAUACUUUUUGUUACUAGACGUAAGGCCCUCAUUGAUCAAGCUACCAUUACAAAAACUUGAGCAAUACUGAUUUGAUAACUUUGCAGAUACCUGACAUUUAUGUUAGAUGCAUUUGAGAUCAUCAGUAUUCAACAAGUCCUUGCUAAUUUAGGACUGGUGAUGUAACAUCUAUACUGAGCAUCAGCAGAUAACAGUAAGCUCAUAUACUGCAAAUCUUUGAGUCUUCAUUCCACACAAAACUGUUCAAGGCAGGCCAUGUUGAAAAAAUAUACCUCUGUUUUUAUUAGAAUUCAACAUUUAUUUCAUAUUUAAAAAGUAAAUAUGUUUUCUUUUUAAUUUUUUGUUCAUCUUGUAUCUAUUUUAAAUGGUUCUUAAUGUGUUAAGUAAAUGUAAAAUACAACUUUACUGUGAACUUCUUAGAAACAGAUUUGUAGGUUUUACUGUUUUGCAGUUGUAAAAAGGUCUUGAUAAAUGCUGUAUUUGUUUCUUAAAUGUUCUGUUACAGAUCUUGAUUCAUGAGGGACAUCUUCUUAACAUACUGCAUUUUUGUGCUACUGUCUUUUGCUGCCUUUUGCAGCCAUCCAUAUGGUUUUAUGUUUAGCCAAAUGACAGACAAUAUGGAUGUAGUUUCAAGUGUUUUAUUUGAAGCUUACAUGCCCUAUUUAUUAACAAUAAACAUUUAAAUACUUUUA